AUGAGGCAAGCCCCUGGAGAGAAGCUGAAAAGCUACCUCGCCAGGUUUACGGAUGAAAUCACAUAUUGCGAACAGGUCACUGACAGAGAAGCCCUUUCAGCCCUGAAAGACGGCCUCAACAUAAACACUUUGUUCUGGAGGGACGUGCGCAGCAAGAAUCCUUCCACCUAUGAGGAGCUAGUGAAAAUGAUGAGAAUUGAAAUCGUGAGUGAAGAAAUGAUUGAUCACCAAAACCAUGCCGCGCAGGGACUCCCUCCUCCUCAAAGGCAAGUAGGUCGAGGACCCGCAGCACACCUUGUUACUCAGCAAUGGACUCAGGCAGGACACACAAUAGCUCCCACCUCCGGGCAGGCACUGGCUUCCGCCACACUAAAUGUAGUGCCGGUAUUGGCAUAUGAAAAUGCUACUAGCGAAGUGGGGCCAUCAGGAAGAAACGAUAAGACGUUCCUCGACGUUCAGACCGAAGCGACCCACAUCCCUCCAGGAGGAAUGAAUAUCCUUGCAGAUCAGUCUCCCCAAAUAGGGGAGAUUGAAGGCACAGAGAACAGUCACCUCGGAGAAGAGAAUCAAGGGACCAAGGAGAGUCCAGUCAAUGAGUCCCAAAAGGCCAACAGGAUGGCCCCAGUUACCUUCUCCCAGGAAGAUGCGCAAGGAGUUCACCAUCCCCAUUGCGACGCACUGGUAGUGAGAGCCGUAGUAGCCAGAAAUGGACUUAAACGCAUGCUCGUCGACAAUGGAAGUUCAGUGAACAUAUUGUUCGGCUCCACCUUUGACAAAAUACAGAUUAAACAUGGGUUGAUCCCCAUGACCGACCCACUAUUCGGACGUGGAAAUGCUCAACGCCCCUGA
Messenger RNA from Olea europaea var. sylvestris, 849 nucleotides. RefSeq lists its product as uncharacterized. The transcript is spliced from 4 exons. The record is from RefSeq and is a predicted model, not a curated record. NCBI's taxonomy places the organism in Eukaryota, Viridiplantae, Streptophyta, Magnoliopsida, Lamiales, Oleaceae. The coding region runs from base 1 to 849 and encodes 282 amino acids.